Messenger RNA from Rotaria sp. Silwood1, 867 nucleotides. The record is from the annotation of a GenBank genome assembly. Lineage: Eukaryota; Metazoa; Rotifera; Eurotatoria; Philodinida; Philodinidae.
AUGAUCGCUUCAUUUUGCAAACUAGCCAAUCAAACAGUAACGAAUGCCGCACUUACAUUCGCGUCAAAGACAUUUGUUAGUAUUGAAGCAUUAACACCGAAAUCGUUUGAAAGUGAAGUUGCAUCAGCAUUAAAUAUAUUUAUUCAACAAACACCUGUGACAUUUCUGCAUAGACUCAAAUUUAUUAGAGAUACAUUUCGUUCGAAUCAAUUGCAGAAUAUGUUUAUGACAACUUGGAAUAUUGCAUUUACGACAGCUGCAGAACGUUAUAUGGUAGCAACGAUCCCUCGUUCAUAUAAUAACGAUACAUGUUCAUGCGCAGCAUCAUUAUCACCCACAUGUUGGAGACCACUCAAUCUUGUUUUAGGUGACGGAACAAUCACAUUACCAGGUCUCGUUGGUGGAUGUUUGCCUGUGGAUGGAUUACGUCAGUCAACAUUGGAAUGUUUCUUCGACUCGACGUGUUUGUCUAUGGUGGGUACGUUGCUGAACAGUUCAAUGGUUCCAUCUUUGCUCAAAUCCUUAGCUGUUACUCGAUUUCCGCACUUGACAACAAAAUUAGGUACAAUGAUCGAUGAAUUAUUCGUUGAAGAAUGGAUCAAUGCAAGCAACUUUUCAGCUUAUUAUCAAGCAUGUUCUCCUCAUUUAUGUCAAUUAACAUAUGAUGAAAACAAUAAUGUUGCCUAUAUGAUUACAACUCUGUUGGGAUUCUACGGUGGUCUCACAGUUUGUCUUCGAUUUAUUAUAUUACGCACAACAUGUGUAGCUAAUCCACCACCACCACCACAUGUUUAUAUUCAAGAAAUUAUUGAAUUUCCCAUUGUUAUCAUCGAUGUUCACGCAAGAACAAUUGUAAAAAGACCUUAA